Chaetomium fimeti is the source of this 1872-nucleotide messenger RNA. RefSeq lists its product as uncharacterized. Gene Ontology annotation, molecular function: magnesium ion transmembrane transporter activity. The transcript has 2 exons. Gene Ontology annotation, cellular component: plasma membrane. The record is from RefSeq and is a predicted model, not a curated record. The coding region runs from base 1 to 1872 and encodes 623 amino acids. Lineage: Eukaryota; Fungi; Ascomycota; Sordariomycetes; Sordariales; Chaetomiaceae. Gene Ontology annotation, biological process: magnesium ion transmembrane transport; intracellular magnesium ion homeostasis.
AUGUCCGACCAGGAGGAAGUUGCCAACAGCUCGGGGUACUCGACCCCUGUCCCGGAACUAGACGACCACCGGAACCAGACGGCUUCAGCCCAUCGCCCGGCGGACCGUCCUCGCAGGGGAACCUUCGACUCGCUAUACGGAGCACGGGUAAUGGCGCCGGGGGGCGCUUCCGGGGAGCCUAGGGUCCGUGACUUCGAGGAAGCCAUUGUUGAUGAGGAUGCUGGAGAGCAGUCACCGAGCAUGCGACGAACCCGUCGCCCAACCAUCGAAUCGGUUUCUGAGCGGUCUUCAUCUCCGCCAAACUCGGUCAAGGCUUUCGCCGAGGCCCGUCGGCGGGAGCGUGGGCUCUCGGUCUCUGAUCCGAAGCUAGAGCGAAAGCCCGAGGAGCUCGAACUACAACGCACUGCAUCGGGCGCCAGCCGCAAUAGUUACCGCAGCAGGCAGCAGACGGUAGCGACAGCCGCCGAUACGGCGAGCCUGGCCACGAACAAAUCCGCCGAAGAGGACGUGUGCUUUCCGCUUCAGGACGAGCAGAGGGGUGAUCAUCUCUACAUCGAUUUCGACUACCUCGAGAGCUUCAUCCAAACGGAGAAUGAGGCCCGCGAAGCUGCCCGCCGUCCCUCGGCCGUCCGACUGUUUCCCGACUUGCGGCCCGAGAGCACCGAGACGGCAGCGCCGCCCCCUACUUUGACCAUCGACGGCGAUUUCUUGGGCACUCCGUUCGGUAGCGAGAGCCGCACCGAGAAGGCCGAAAGAUCGGAUACCGAGGAGCCGGCCAAGACUGUACAACCGCCGCCCCCGGUCGACCAUAGCCGAGUGAGCUUUUUCUCCUCCGCCUGGGAAUCGACCAUCCACGCGGCCGACCUUGAGGGCCUGAUCUUGCCGGGCGAGGACAUUCGUGGGCUCUUCACCUUCCCGAGGGGGGAGACGGACGGUGUCUGGUGGCUCAACAUCAACAAGCCGUCAGAGGAGGAGGUCCGUGCGAUCUGCCGGGCCUUUGGCGUUCAUCCUUUGACGGUGGAAGACGUCACGACGCAGGAAUCCCGCGAGAAGAUUGAGCUCUUCCCCUCCUACUACUUCGCCUGCUUCCGGUCAUUCGGCAUCGAACGCGAUGAGGAGACCGGGGAGAACGAGUUCGUGCCGUUCAACAUUUAUGUGGUUGUUUUCCGCGAGGGCACGCUGAGUUUCAGCUACUCCAGCAACCCGCAUGCCUCUCAUGUUCGGAAGAGAAUCGCCAUGUUGAAGGAUUAUGUUGCAUUGAGCAGUGAUUGGAUCUGCUAUGCCUUGAUCGACGAUAUUGUUGAUUCUUUCGCACCCGUCAUCAGCAGGCUAGAGGCCGACACCGACCAGAUUGAGGACGAAGUGUUUAUCGCCCGGACGGACGACAUGGCCGAGUUCCUGCGCAAGAUUGGCACUGCGCGCAAGAACACCAUGGCCCUAAUGCGGCUGCUGGGCGGCAAGGCCGACGUCCUCAGAGGGUUCACAAAGCGUUGCAACGAGAACUACAAGGUCACGCCGCGUAUGGACAUCGGCCUAUAUCUCGGUGACAUCCAGGACCACGUUGUCACCAUGAUGAACAACCUCGGACACUUCGAAAAGAUGAUGUCCCGCGCCCAUAGCAACUAUCUGGCGCAGAUCUCCAUCGACGGCAUUACCCAGGGCACCAACACCAACAGGGUCCUGAGCAAGAUCACCUUGCUGGCAUCCAUCGUCGUCCCGCUAAACGUGGUUACUGGGCUCUUUGGCAUGAACGUCAUGGUUCCUUGGCAAGAUGCCAAUUCAUUGGGGCCUUUCUUUGGUGUUCUGGGCUUUUUGAUCACAUUCUGUGUCGUCUGCGCAUAUAUAGCUUACAAGAUGCGGCGGCUACUGUAG